Passer montanus (Eurasian tree sparrow) is the source of this 4032-nucleotide messenger RNA. RefSeq names its product glutathione S-transferase C-terminal domain containing (gene GSTCD). The transcript is spliced from 14 exons. The record is from RefSeq and is a predicted model, not a curated record. NCBI's taxonomy places the organism in Eukaryota, Metazoa, Chordata, Aves, Passeriformes, Passeridae. Bases 1492 to 3489 code for a protein of 665 amino acids.
GGGUAAGGAACGGGAGCGGGAGGGCGGGCAGGAUAAAGGGCAGGUGGUAAAGUGCUGGGGCUGGUUUGGCAGCGCUGCCUGGGCACCGGGAGCAGCCGGGAGCAGAGGCUUUAGGGAGCGGGGCUGCGGGGGAGUGCCGGUUCGGUGGUGUCGCUCUCUGCCGAGCUCGGGCGUGUGGCGCUGCCCCGUGCCCCGGCUCUGCCCCUCGUGGCCCGCUCGUGUCUGGCUCUCCUGAGCCGUCCACAACUUUGGCUUCAUUCGCAGAGCCGCCUGAAGCUCGGGUCCGGAGCUUUUCUGUGCUUCCCGCUUCUGUGCAGGGUGGCCCUGAUCCAUCCAGUAAAUGGAUCGUCUUGGAUAGAGAUAACUUGAGAGCCUGCGGUUCUGUGUGCCUUGAGGCACAGGUGGUGCUUGGCACUAAGUUUAAUGUUUGCCGCCUUUUUAAGUGGCGUUGUGUUAAACAUUUCUCACAUGCUGACGUGCCUGCUUAACAAAAGAUCCCUUUUAUUGUGUAGUAAUCAGCAAAUGAAUAGGGUCCGUUUCAGGGACUAACAGGAAGAGUAUGUUUAUGUAGUUAUUUAUUUGUCUUUAAUUUUUUAUGGGAAGCACUUGUUUUGAAAGCAGUUUUUCUUUAUUGCGUUGUUAACAGGGCAGCUGAGUGAAACUAAUUUGGCUAUUGUUUAGUGCAUGUUGAACAGGGAAGAGAAAAUGGUAAAAAACAGCACAGCUAGUGAAAGUUACACUGGCAUAAUAUUUAUAAUUUUUAAGUAGGUGUCUUUUACACCAAAGGUAGGCAACAUGAUUUAUCUUUGUCUUUUAAGUUACGGUGCAAAUCCUGUAUUGGUCACUGCUUUUCAUUUUCCCUCUUUCAAACAGUGGUUACUGUAAAUACAGUAGAAUAAAAAUCCAUCUCUUCCCACAGAAUUUAUGGUCUAAUUAGAGAAAAAUGUGCUGGGAAAAAUACAGUGAGCAAAUAGUGCAAUGUCUUACUAGGUUUGGUUAGUUCUGUAUUGCACAUUUCAUUUGAUUGUGUAUGUCUGUGUCUGCUUUUGUCUCAGUAAGCUUCCAAGGAUUAAUAAACACAUUUAAUGGCUAGGUAGUAGUUUUGUGAAAAUACUUAAGUGAGAAUGGGUAACCAGAUUGUUAAAUCUUUGAAUUGAAAAUCUGUGCAUAAAUCCACAAGGAAUAUAGACUCUGCAGAGCUCCAUCAGUGAGGAAGAGCACCAGUAUUGGAAAUAAAAAAUAUAGGAAGCAACUUUAUAGUGUCAGUGCUUGGAGACAAAAUGUUGGGAGGAAUUCUCACAAGUAAAAUAUGGGAGAGGGGUUGGGUGUGGCAGUGUAAGGGUGUACAGCACAGUUGAAGUGAUGAUUCAAGAAGGCCUUUCUUCUCACAGGAAACAAUGAGAUGUGUAACAGGGACACAGGAAAUGUCCACCUUGCAAGGCUCUCUGAGAGGAAAGUCUGUGAGAUGUUCAGUUACUGUGUCUUCACUGGAUGAUUUCUACCACAGAGGUGCACUUAGGAUAUAGAGUCUACCUCAACUUCCAUGCUGUCAAGAUUUGCCCAAGUAAAAUAUCUUGUGGUGAAGAACUUCAUCUCAGGAAGAAGAUGAAAGAUAAUGUUGCUGAAGAACAUUUAUAUUUGGCUUUUUCUCAUCAGUACAGAGAUAGUAUCUUUCCUCUUCAUACAUCUAUCUCUCUGUUUUUGCUAUCCUACUGUGACUGCAAAUUAUUUAAAGUUUUUUUAGUGCCAACUGGCGAAGAUGUGGAUGAUCAGUGUGUGACAAAAAACCUCGCUGGCGACCUUGAGGUCCACUUAAUCUCCAGGUGUCAGCUUCCAGUGGUUGUGCAGAGCUGCACUUUACCUGCUGUUGUCGUGAAAGAUGACAAAUUCUGCCGAGCUGGGCUUUCUGUGGUCUUAAGACACAUAAUACAGAAAACAUUCGAGGCAGAUCCAUCUAAAAAGGAGGUUUUGGAACUCUUGGGCUUUAAGAAGACCUGCUUAAAAGCCUGUGCUGAAGUUAGCCAGUGGACCAGGCUCUGUGAGAUCAGCAUACCUCUGGCUGUUGAACGAUUUUUGACAGCCUCUCCUGAGCACUGCCAGGCUAUUCCUCCUGACAUUUUACUGUUGGAAAGGAAGCUUGGAGAACCUGUCCGAGUACAUAAUGAUGACAAAAUUCGAAGGCAGAAACUUCAACAACAGAAGGCAGGUGCCAAGGCUGCAGUGCCUGUGCUUGGUGAAGAAGCAACAGAGGGAUUAAGACCAGGAGAAGUCCAUGAACAUCCACCCUCAAGUUUGGAACUGAGUGUAGCUUUCUCCAAACUACUUGCCCAGGAAGCACCAGAUGGAAUCAACAGGGAGGCCCCUCACAUCAGGAGAACAAAAACCUCUGACCUCCCGCUCUUGGACCACGUUUUUGCAGAAGGGCUUUAUUUUACUGUGGCAGAUCUAGUGCUUUUGCCAUGCAUCCAUCAGUUCUUGGUUUCCAGCAAGAAGCAAGGCAAAAAUCUGGUAAACUUGCCACUGAUAUCCAGUUGGUAUCGAAGAGUUCAAGAAGUACCUGGGGUAAAGAAAGCUGCUGACAAAUGCAAAAUGGAGCUGCUCCAGCUUCCAGAGUUGGUGUCUCCUCCCAAGGAACAGCUACAGGACUCUGCUUCAGUUCCUGAUGAGUUAGAAGAGGAUCAUGAAGACAGUCAUUUUAUAGGUGGUCCAAGGCCAACCAUGACUAAGUUAAUGGAAAAUGGAAUUGAAGCAAAGUUUGCUCCUCAUCCAUCCCCCAGCUGGACCCUAGACUGGACCAGUCUCCCAUCUGCAGUCAGUCCUGGGGAAGGAAAGAUGUCUCGAGACCGGGCUCUCAGGAAGCAGCAGCAGCUGAACAAUUUGGUAGCAGCAGUGACAAAACUUGCAAAACCUGGAGAUUUGAUUGUGGAUUUUUGCAGUGGAGGGGGCCAUGUUGGAAUUGUUCUUGCUUAUAUGAUGCCAUCAUGUCAGGUGGUACUCAUAGAAAAUAAGGAGUUAUCUCUGAUCCGUGCUAAAGACAGAAGUGAUGAACUAGGUUUAAACAACAUUUGGUUUAUUCAAGCAAAUUUGGACUAUUUUAAUGGGACUUUUAACAUUGGGGUGGCCUUGCAUGCCUGUGGGGUGGCCACAGACAUGGUGAUUGAGCACUGCCUCAGGGCACGGGCAGCCUUUGUCAUCUCCCCCUGCUGCUACGGCUUCAUUCAAAAUACAGUCAAGUUCAAAUAUCCACGAAGUCAUCAGUUCAAAGAAAUUUUGUCCUACAAGGAGCACAUGAUUCUUUGCAGAUUUGCAGAUCAGACAGCUGUUCAGCUUCCACCUGAACGCAGGCUAAUUGGAAAGCAGUGUAUGGGACUUGUGGAUCUGGAUCGGGCAUGGGCUGCAGAAGAACAUAACUAUUCUGUCCAAGUUAUAUCUAUGGAGCCAGAGAGUUGCUCUCCAAAGAACAAUAUGUUUGUGGGCAUCCCUACUUAGAGUGUGAAGCUUGCAUUCGAUUUGAAGCUGAACAUAAAUCUUCAGUGCAUAAUGACAUCCAGCAGAUAGAGGCAGCGCUGGGAAGCAGACAUCCCGCAUCUUGAACGCAUUGCCUUCAGAAAGGGAAGCAGCCCCCAAAGGCCUGAAAAGCAAACUGCAUGCAGAGCAUCACAAAUCAACUUGUAAUGUGUCAUUAAGCUACUUUUGGUUCUCAUACUGAGAAGUUUCUGGAUCUAAUGACUGUGCAUGGAAUUAUAUCCAUCUGUAAAAGUUUAGAAAAAACUGGCUUUGUUGAAGGAAAGGUGAUUUCCUUUUCAGUAAAGCUGUGUCUUGGCUGCUUGGAAAUUGCAUUCGUGGUCAAAACAGCAUUUGUGUUCAUAAGCAGAGCAGUUAUCAGCCAGCAGUGCUGAUCACCAGAGGAAGAGAGAAGAUCAAAUUUAUUGUUUUACUGAAGAUGGCUGUGCAACAGGUGGUGGCCUGACUUUGCUAAAGAAUUCCAUACUACUAUAGGAAGAUUAUUUUUAAUAAAAGUUCAUCAGAAUA